GUGGUGUCAUACGUGACCCGUUUUGCAAUGCUUAGCAUUACCGGUGUGUCCAUCGAGGGACAAACGACUCAAAAUAUUAAUAUUAUGUUUGUUAACGAAGUUGACAAUAACUUAGCCAAUGUUGCAGUAGAAGUGGCACUAAACUAUGUGAAAAAAAAUCCCCAAUUGGGCCUGUCGGUUGAUAUGGUUUACGUCGAAGGCAACCGUACCGAUUCAAAGGAUUUGCUUCAAGCAUUAUGCUCAAAAUACAGCCAAUCAUUAAAUAAUAACAGGCCACCGCAUCUUAUCCUGGAUACAACGUUAACAGGAGUUUCGUCCGAAACGGUAAAGUCAUUCAGUCUUGCUCUCGGCAUUCCUACAGUAUCAGCUUCGUUCGGCCAGGAAGGCGAUUUACGACAAUGGCGAGAUUUGUCCCCAACAAAGCGGGGUUAUCUGUUGCAGGUCAUGCCACCAGCUGAUAUGAUACCACAAGCAAUUCGAUCUAUUAUUAUCUAUAUGAACAUUACAAAUGCUGCUAUUCUAUACGAUAACACCUUCGUGAUGGAUCAUAAGUACAAAGCUCUAUUGCAAAAUAUUCCGACAAGACAUGUAAUUACCAGUAUCGCAGAGGAGCGCGAGCGAUCUGGUCAAAUUGAAAAACUUCGAAAUUUGGACAUCAACAAUUUCUUUGUGCUUGGUUCUCUAACGUCCAUCAAACAAGUUUUAGAAUCAGCAAGGAAUGAGUACUUCGAAAGAAACUUUGCCUGGCAUGUCAUCACUCAGGAGCAGAAGGACCUUGCGUGUAAUGUUGAAAAUGCAACCAUAAUGUUUCUGCGACCGAUGUCCGACAGUAGUAGCAAAGAUCGGCUGGGCAGCAUACGAACAACGUACAAUUUGAAGCAGGAACCUCAGAUUACAGCGUUUUUCUACUUCGAUCUUAUUCUUCGCGCUCUCAUUGCUACAAAGAACAUUUUGCAAUCAGGAUCGUGGCCAUCGAACAUGAAGUUCAUCACGUGCGAAGAUUAUGAUGGCACAAACACUCCAAACCACACCAUAGAUCUGAAAACAGCGUUAAUAGAAGUUACAGAACCAACUACUUUCGGUUCUUUUGAGAUUCCCAAAGGAAAGGCACCGUUCAACGGGAAUGCCUAUAUGAAAUUCUCCAUGGACAUCAAUGCGGUCACUAUUCGAAGCGGUGCGUCUGUGAAUACGCGGAAUUUGGGCACAUGGGAAGCAAGCCUUAAUGCUCCAAUUAGUGUGAACAAUGAGGCCGAUAUAAAAAACCUCACGGCGGAUGUAGUUUAUCGAGUGUACACCGUCGUUCAAGCCCCUUUCAUAAUGCGUGACCCAUCGGCUCCGAAGGGUUUUAAAGGAUACUGCAUAGAUUUGCUAAACAAAAUCGCUGAGAUCGUAGAAUUUGAUUACGAAAUUCGCGAGGUGGAGGAUGGAAAGUUUGGCAAUAUGAACGAAAAUGGCGAAUGGAAUGGAAUUGUGCGGAAGCUCAUCGACAAACAGGCGGAUAUUGGACUCGGAUCUAUGUCUGUUAUGGCUGAACGAGAAACCGUUAUUGAUUUUACUGUACCUUACUACGAUCUUGUUGGCAUCAGUAUUAUGAUGCAGUUGCCUAGCACUCCGAGUUCCCUUUUCAAAUUCCUUACGGUGCUCGAGACCAAUGUGUGGCUCUGUAUUUUGGCAGCGUAUUUUUUCACUAGCUUUCUGAUGUGGGUUUUCGAUCGGUACAGUCCGUACAGUUACCAAAACAACCGUGAAAAGUAUAAAAACGAUGACGAGAAGCGAGAGUUCAACAUCAAGGAAUGUCUGUGGUUUUGCAUGACUUCAUUGACACCACAGGGAGGUGGAGAAGCACCUAAGAAUCUUUCUGGAAGGUUGGUGGCUGCCACGUGGUGGUUGUUUGGUUUCAUAAUAAUUGCUUCUUACACAGCAAAUUUGGCCGCUUUUCUUACCGUAUCACGCCUGGAUACACCUGUUGAGUCGUUGGACGAUCUUUCCAAGCAAUACAAGAUUUUGUAUGCUCCACUCAACGGAUCCUCAGCGAUGACCUACUUCCAACGAAUGGCAGAUAUAGAAGCAAAGUUUUACGAAAUUUGGAAAGAAAUGUCGCUCAAUGAUUCUCUCACUGCUGUCGAACGUUCGAAACUGGCGGUUUGGGAUUAUCCAGUGAGUGAUAAAUACACUAAAAUGUGGCAAGCAAUGCUUGAAGCAGGCCUACCGAAUAGCCUCGAUGAAGCGGUUCAGCGUAUUCGCAAUUCCACAUCCGCCUCUGGUUUUGCUUUUCUUGGCGAUGCAACCGACAUUCGUUAUCAGGUGCUGACAAACUGUGACCUACAGAUGGUUGGUGAAGAGUUUUCACGCAAACCAUACGCUAUUGCUGUGCAACAAGGUUCACCUCUAAAGGAUCAGUUUAACAAUGCCAUUCUAAUGCUACUAAAUCGUCGCGAAUUGGAAAAGCUCAAGGAGCAGUGGUGGAAAAACGAUGAAGUACAAAAUAAGUGUGAAAAACCGGAUGACCAAUCCGAUGGUAUAUCGAUACAGAACAUUGGAGGUGUUUUUAUAGUAAUCUUCGUCGGGAUCGGCAUGGCAUGCAUUACGCUGUUGUUCGAAUUCUGGUACUAUAAAUAUCGGAACAACGAUAAAGUAGUAGACGUUGCUGAAUCAAAAGAUCAACGACAUACGGUUAUGAAAAAUGUAGCACACCCCGUUGUUAAGCUGAUAAAGCAGGAUUCGCCAAAAGAUGCAUCGAAGAGACAAACUCUCCGAACACGUUCAAUGAUGCCGAGUCUGAGCAAAUUUCAACCGCGUUUCUGAGCCGUUCAUCGCUUCAUUCCGACUUUGAACAAAUAAUUUCCGAUGUAAAGGACGAAUGACUUACAUAUGAACAUAGAUGCCGCCAAAGUUGAAUAAUUUCAUAACAACACAAUGACAUCUGAAAUGUUUGCAAACACUAUAUGGUACGAAAACGAUAAAAAUAUUGCACGUAGUGAGGAUCUGGAUGCGUUUGUGAAAAAUAAGUUGUGCUUUUGGUGUUUGGUGUCUGUUAUACAGAACUUCUAAGAUCACUCGA
This is a messenger RNA of Anopheles bellator, 3061 nucleotides long. RefSeq names its product ionotropic receptor 25a (gene Ir25a). Gene Ontology annotation, cellular component: plasma membrane; postsynaptic membrane. The transcript is spliced from 11 exons. The coding region runs from base 28 to 2805 and encodes 925 amino acids. The record is from RefSeq and is a predicted model, not a curated record. NCBI's taxonomy places the organism in Eukaryota, Metazoa, Arthropoda, Insecta, Diptera, Culicidae. Gene Ontology annotation, biological process: synaptic transmission, glutamatergic; monoatomic ion transport; modulation of chemical synaptic transmission. Gene Ontology annotation, molecular function: glutamate-gated receptor activity; transmitter-gated monoatomic ion channel activity involved in regulation of postsynaptic membrane potential.